CCAAAUCACUUUUCGACACGCGAGGGUUUUGCUCAGAGCACACAGGGGGCGGGGAAGCAAGUCGCGGCAUGUUGCAGGUCCCUGCCAUUGGUGCGAGAAGCAACGCUUCGCAGCCUCCCACGGUUCGGGUUGCAACCGCCCAGAUUCGCCCUCGUGUAACUAUCCAUACCGAUCACAUAUCUGCCACCAGGAAUCAUGAGGAAAGGGGCCGUGCGGGCAAAAAAGAAUCUAUCUCGUUGUACAUGUUCUUCGGUGAAAAAGAAGCAAACGGCGCUGCCGCCAUCGGAUGAUGUGCGUCUCGAGAUCAGCGCCUGGCCGGGGCGUCCCGUUGUUAGCGUCCGCAGGGGUGGAGCCGGACAGUCGGGAGACCACAUCUGCAGUCGACUUCGUUCUGUGGCCAGCUGGCUGCUGACUUCAAGGGCUUAUAGACUUUCCGCUGAUAAGGCGCUGUUAGGGGUCUCAUUCGAAUCGAAGCAUAUUCCUUUCUCGGAACAAGAAUUUGCAGACGAGGUUCACGAGUGUAAAGGUGGCCGUUCCGAAACGGCCUUCCUAGCCGAGGGCUUCGGGCGAUGCAGCACAAUUGCAGCGAGCCUAUGGCCGAUGCUGGCCUCCGAGCGGGGAACUUCUAUGGCAUCCGGAGGCUCCGUGAGAAGACAACAUCCAGUCAAUGCCAAGACUUGGGGGUCCCGCUCCGGAGAGCAGACGCUGACCAAACUUGAAGUCGAGGCGGCGCCAUUUUGGCAGCAAACGAGGUGUGAUCAAAGCUGUUCCCAAGUGUGGCCGUUACAUGUCUGCGUUCAUGAUUUCUCCAAUAAAAGUCGUCAACAAUGCUCCAUAAAGUUCGAGGCAAGCCGAGCUUGACUGGUGAAUGAGCGGUGAGGAAAGGGACAGCAUGCUCUCCUUCUCGGGACCCGACAGUCUGGGACCAAGGGCGGAUGGCCGCUGGCCGUUGAGCUGCUGCAGAAUCUUGAGCAACAUCAAGCAGGAACUGGUGGGCGGCCCAAUUGGAAAUGGACGCCGUGGCGGGGGCUCGGAGUCCAUUCUCGGGAAGAAAGGAGGCAAAAAGAGAGUCCUUUGUUGAGUUGAGGGAACAGCAACUGGCUGACGUUGCAAGUCGAUACUCUUGCCGACUUCCCAGCCCUGGAAGGCACAAUCGAAUCCUGCUGAUAACGCUUGAGAGAAAAGGACAUGUAACGCCAGGCCCUUGUGGGUGUCCUAAGCUUAUACUCUGAGGUGCCACCGCCACAGAGAAGUGUGCUUGAAACCUGCUUGUGGGUUUGCUGGAAGCGAAUCUCUUCAUAU
Parathielavia appendiculata is the source of this 1302-nucleotide messenger RNA. RefSeq lists its product as uncharacterized. The record is from RefSeq and is a predicted model, not a curated record. Lineage: Eukaryota; Fungi; Ascomycota; Sordariomycetes; Sordariales; Chaetomiaceae. The transcript has a single exon. The coding region runs from base 196 to 861 and encodes 221 amino acids.